AUGAGCUCCACGCCCUGCGCCUGUUGUGUUCGCUUCGUCUCCCUCAAAAAGCACGAGAACCCGGAGCCGAGCAGUAAGAACGAUGCGGCCCGUCCAUCGGAAGACCAUCGAACUGGAUACCUGUCUCUCGACACUUCACAAUCCUUCGACUUCGGAUUAUGGACUGCGAGCACCGAGUCGAGACAAGUCAUCUGCAGACACGUCCUAAAGCAUGCUUCCAGAGAAGAGCUCGGAAGACAUGCCAUGCUCAGCCGUAUGCAUAUCAACGGAGAGGAUAUCGUCUUCGACGUUUUCAAUCAGGUCAUUACCUGCUUUCGAGUACCACAAGAUGAACACCUCAAUGUCGACGAAGCGCUAGAGGUUAUAACAUACACCUCGAAAGGAACCAGAUCAAAAUUUACGCAGUUUGUUGCGUUCGAAUGCGACGAAUCGUGGGAGCUUGAUCGUACACUGGGAGACGAUCCUCACGUCUUACAAAAGAUGAUGAAGAUGCCAGGGUCUCGAGGCGCGUGUCUCAGGACUAUCGACAAAAUAAUUAGGGAGAGGCUACAUUGCCACAUUCAUCUUUUCAUAGGCAACAAAGAUGCUUGUGCCGAGCCUCUCAACGAGUGGCAGCUUCAGUCUCUCGGCAACUGGAGACCCCGCAGUUUCCACAGCGACGGUUACAAUUUCACGUCCCCGUCGAAAUUUGACGAUUCUCUCUCUCUCCUCCCCCACGAUCAGAUAGCGAUUUGGAACAUUGCUACAUCGUUCAUUGACCUGUUGGACAGCAAAGGAAAGGACCAUUGGGACCCCAAUGGUGCAUAUGAGAAGAAGCUUCUAGAGUUGUAUGAACCAAACUUUUCGAAUUAUGAAGAAUACUGGGCCUGCGAGAAGGCGGUUUCGCCAAGCAAACUUGUGAGCGAGUACAUCUGCGAACGGAUUCCGACACCGAAUGUAGGGUAA
Colletotrichum gloeosporioides is the source of this 945-nucleotide messenger RNA. RefSeq lists its product as uncharacterized. The record is from RefSeq and is a predicted model, not a curated record. Lineage: Eukaryota; Fungi; Ascomycota; Sordariomycetes; Glomerellales; Glomerellaceae. The transcript has a single exon. Bases 1 to 945 code for a protein of 314 amino acids.